AUGCCCUCCCACAAAGCUGGUCCACCCACACUUCCCAAUGACGCUGACGUCGAGCUCCAUGGCCCCUUGCGACAAAAGCUAUUCAACGUAGAUCAAGGCAACAAUCGCGACGAUUACUCUGGAGUUCACCCGAACGAAGACGAAUGGGAGAUUGUCACUGAAAGUGAAGCACAGUCUUAUCUUCCCGAAGGCAACGCGCGUAAGGUGAUGUUUGGUAUCAAGGAAAAGACGACUGUGGAUAUCCCUUUGCUUGGUACAGAAUCUGUAGGCAAGCAUGUUGCUGUCAAACCAGGCUAUGUGAUCAACAAUGGAGGUGCCAUAUGGGGUCUUGGUUUCGCGCCCAAACGACCUGAUAUUGAAAGUGAUCCACACGCGCAAUAUUUGGCAAUUACCGGUUUCCGAGGAGCUGAAAAAGAGCAUCACAAGCAACGAGGAGAGGUCCCAACAGGAACAUACAAGAAUGCAAUUCAAAUUUGGAAGCUACAUUUGUCGGUGAAUGAUGAUCCUGUGGAACCAAGACUUGAUCUGUGUUUGUUGCACGACUUUGGGCCUGUCAAGUCGUUGGAUUGGUGCCCUUAUGGUGCUUAUGAAGAGGAACUUGAAAAGGACAUUCCCAAGCUCGGCAUCUUGUCCAUCGUAUGUGGCGACAAUACCGUACGGCUGAUCGUGGUACCUCAUCCAAAUGCAUUAAGGCAACGUGAAGGAGGACAAGGCACUCUUUAUUUGCGAUUGAAGAAGGUGCGCUACACACUCAAGCUCAACAACAUGAUUCCGAUGGUGGCAUCUUGGGGUGGACAUAGCAAAGUGGCAUGUGGAUUUGCAAAUGGUAUGGUUGCCGUUUUGGAUGCUGAAAGGGCUCUUAUGAAUGGACACAAGGACGACGAUCAUCCUCAAAGAUAUGUCAACAGCUCAGUAGUUGUCCAUGCAUCUGCUGUACGAAAUAUUGCAUGGCACGGUGUCAUUGAUCCAGUCAACUUCGCAUCUUGUGGAUCAGACGGCUGCAUAUUCAUACACCACCCACAAGAUCCACGCAAUCCGAUUAUGUAUUGUCGUACACGAAGUAUAGCGUACGCUUUGGUCUGGCCAGGUAUCGGCGAUAAGCUUUCGUACAUGGAUGGUGACAAUAUUUUGCAUCUUUGCGAUACCAAGGAAAAGAGUGAACUAAGCCCUGGCAAUCGACUGGUGGAAGGCAACGCAGCGUCUUUCUCAAUUGCAGGAAGCGAAAUGCAUCCAUUUCUUUCAAUUACCAGCUCGGAUGGAUGGUUAAAGAUCGUCAAUGCCUAUGUACUACGACGUCGUGGAGAGACCAAAUAUCAAAACAUCGCCUACAAGCUUGAGUAUGAUCCCGAAGAAGAUACGUUUCAAUACAUUGAUGGUUUAAAGCCCAUGUCAAAAGAUCAAAGCAAGAAAGAAAAGGGGUAUUACCAUUACAUGAAAGAUUCAGUACGGCUAUUAACAAAGACAUGCUGGUGUCCAAAUACAACGUCUGCUGGCUGGAUUGCAUCAGGAGGAGCUGCUGGGUUAUGUAGAGUUGAAUUUGUAGGACGUGGUACUCAAUGGACAUAA
This is a messenger RNA of Lichtheimia ornata, 1566 nucleotides long. RefSeq lists its product as uncharacterized. The record is from RefSeq and is a predicted model, not a curated record. Gene Ontology annotation, cellular component: transcription factor TFIIIC complex. The transcript is spliced from 10 exons. Gene Ontology annotation, biological process: transcription by RNA polymerase III. Gene Ontology annotation, molecular function: protein binding. Lineage: Eukaryota; Fungi; Mucoromycota; Mucoromycetes; Mucorales; Lichtheimiaceae. The coding region runs from base 1 to 1566 and encodes 521 amino acids.